Coffea arabica (coffee) is the source of this 1106-nucleotide messenger RNA. The record is from RefSeq and is a predicted model, not a curated record. NCBI's taxonomy places the organism in Eukaryota, Viridiplantae, Streptophyta, Magnoliopsida, Gentianales, Rubiaceae.
CCCACUUUCCACCCACCGCACAAGCAACGCCGGAGUAGUUUCCAUUGCACAUACCACCGCGUUGCGUGUUGGUUCUGCGUAAUGAAAAGGGGACGAAAUUAACACUCUGACAAUCAACAGUGCUGACAACAGUACCUCUUUAGCCUCUUUUUAAUAUACUAGCAUAUCCAUAGGGGCGUCUCUCAGCUUCACUUCUCACUCGUUAAUCUACCCAUCUUCUUCUUCAUCAAUCUUCUCUCAAAUUCUGCCAUCAAAAGAUGAAGAUCUCCGCGAAAGCUGAGAGCACUGACACUAGUAAGCCAAUCAGUCUUGAGGUUGAAAGCUCUGAUACUAUUGACAAUGUCAAGGCUAAGAUUCAAGACAAGGAGGGUGUUCCCCCAGACAAUGUUUUUGCCGAUUAUAAUAUUCAAAAGGAGUCUAUCCCUCAUUUGGUGCUCAGGCUUGGCGGUGGAAUGCAAAUUUUCGUGAAAACUCCUACUGGAAAGACCAUAGCUCUGGAGGUGGAGAGUUCUGAUACCAUCGACAAUGUCAUGGCGAAAAUUCAAGAUAAGGAAGGGAUCCCACUGGCUGACCAGAGGUUGAUUUUGGCUGGUAAACAGCUUGAGGAUGGUCGGACUCUUGCAGAUUAUUACAUCCAGGAGGAGUCAACCCUUCAGUUGGUGAUGAGGUGGAGGGGAAGAAUGGAAAUAUCUGUGGAAACUUUGAGAGGGAAUACCAUUACUCUGGUGUUGGAGGGUUCUGCUACCAUCGAGAACGUGAAGGAAGAAAUUCUGUCUAGGGAAGGAAUCCCACCGAACGAGCAAAGGUUGGUUUUUGCUGGUACGCAUCUUGAGGAUGGUCGCACUAUUGAAGACUAUGAAAUUCCUCACAAGUCUACUCUUCACUUGGUGUUCUCUACUCGUGGUGCUUAGGAGGCUAACAUUCACGUGGUGGCUUCCACUGAUUGUCGUGUUGAACACUGUCUCGAUUUUGGAUUGAGUAGAGGAUUUUAUGCUUGUAAUUGUUUUGCCGAUAGAGUAAUUUGUUUGAGGAUUUUAGUGUUAUGAUAAUAGUGGAGUUUUUAUUUCGACUGUAAUGUUCUGAUUUUUUUUUUUAAUGUAAGGAGA